Messenger RNA from Thelazia callipaeda (thelaziosis nematode), 495 nucleotides. Lineage: Eukaryota; Metazoa; Nematoda; Chromadorea; Rhabditida; Thelaziidae. The record is from the annotation of a GenBank genome assembly.
AAGGAAGCGACUACGGCCUCAGCAGAAACUGUUAACAAAAGAGUAUCGACAACACAACAGGAGAAGCAAGUUGGCAAGGAGUUAAUGCAAACAAAUGAUGUCCUCAAACUAGUUAACGAUCUGUUUCGAAAAAGCGUUUCGCUACCAAAAAAGUAUUGGAAUUUGUGGAGCCAGCUAAGAAAACAACCAAAAUUGGAAAUCGACCAAUCCCGAUUAGUUGGUGACUUUCAUAAUCAUGGGGAUAGAGGUGAUUGGCGUGUAAUCGGAAUGCGAUCUACACGGACUAAUAACGUAAGCAUCGAGUAUGACGUGAUGCUACGUUCAUUCUGGGCAGCUCUGUAUUUGAAUUUUGCUCAACUUCAGAUGAUGACAAAAGAAAACAAUGAUCAGGUUAUGAAGUUCUGCACCUCUGAUAAUUCUAAAGAUCAUUUGUUCUUCAUGCAACAGUACAAAUUACUUGAGGUGCUGAAAAGGCGUUAUCCAAAUUACAGGUAA